AUGGCGUCUGCUGUGCUAGGACCAGAAUCCCACAGUCCACUCUCAGUGAUUGCAGAGAAGUAUCAGACCAGGUUGGACAUUGCUUGUCCAGAGGAUGAACAGAAGUUCAGCUUUGGGGUGGAGUAUCAGAAAAAGUUGUUCUCUCUCAUUGAUGACCAUCUGGAACUGGACCCUUCUGACAGAUUAAUUUAUGUGGGUGAUAUGAAAGGCAGCAUAGCCAGGGAUUUGGAAAAACAUUUCUGCCUAAUUCAUCAAGUUCAGUCGGUGGUACCUGGGCAUUUCCACCAUGUUGAGACCAGCGUUGGACACAAAACUUUACCUGUCAGGCUUUCACAUGUUGGAGCUGAAGAUUAUUUCAGAAAUUCAGCAGAAGAAAGUGUGACCAGCAAAGUCAAAUACAACCAAAUUUUGGUUAACAACUGUGUUAGAUACCUGGAACAGCCAAGAACUGCUUACAAAAACAUGAUUGCCAGCUUGGCUUCUGGAGGCAGACUAUUAAUAAUUCAUCGAACGGGAAGUCUCAACACAUUGCCCUACUUCAGCGAUGCAGUCCAGAGGUUAACAGACACCGACAUGAAUUAUGCAGAUAUCGUUAAAGACCUUCACCUGUGUAACCUCGAUGUGACCUCGAAGAUUGAGUGCCUGCCAGUAUCUAUGUCCAAGAAGAAAUGGUUGUCUUUGUUGAAGGACAGGUUUCCCACACAGACUGAGAUAUUCACUGACAUAGAGGUUGUGUCAGGGAUAAGAGAAUUGUCUGAAGGGAUACUGAAAUACGAGGGAGACAUAGUUGAUUUCGUUGAUCGGCUGGUUUUUAUCUCGGCCACCGCCCAUCAGAAUUCAGGAGGGCAUACAACCGAAGGAAAGAAAAUGGCAAAUGUGGCGUUGUUGCCUCGGACAGCUGCCCUUAAAUAUGUUGUGAAAAUAUGCCCUGAACAGCUCAAAGAAUUGAUGGGGAGAUUAAAGAGUUGA
This is a messenger RNA of Candidula unifasciata, 969 nucleotides long. The record is from the annotation of a GenBank genome assembly. Lineage: Eukaryota; Metazoa; Mollusca; Gastropoda; Stylommatophora; Geomitridae.